ACAUUAUCUGUGGCAAAGCUCGGUAGCAAGCUGCUGUGAGCUGUCUCUGUCAGUCAUUCUUCCUCUGUGUUUUGGGCAUAGCGCUGCCUGUCAGGAUUCUCCUUGGGUGAUAAUUGCAGUUCGAAUUAAUCAUGAAGCCGCCGUACAAAAUUGCCGAUGAGAAGUUGGCAGAGCUCGGUCGCAAGGAGAUCAUGCUGGCAGAGAAGGAGAUGCCCGGACUGAUGGCAUGCCGCCGCAAGUACGCCCCAGGCAAAAUCCUUAAAGGAGCAAGAAUUGCGGGCAGUCUUCACAUGACCGUGCAGACGGCAGUGCUUAUUGAGACCCUCAUAGAGCUGGGAGCUGAAGUCCAAUGGUCGAGCAGUAACAUUUACAGUACUCAAGAUGAGGCCGCUGCGGCUCUGGUUGCUGUUGGAAUACCCAUCUACGCAUGGAAAGGUGAAACCGAAGAGGAAUAUAUGUGGUGCAUUGAGCAGACAUUAAUUUUCCAAGACGGAAAGCCCCUGAACAUGAUUUUGGAUGAUGGCGGUGAUUUAACAAACUUGGUUCAUAAGAAGUUCCCGCAAUUGUUAGACAAUAUUAAAGGUAUCUCUGAAGAAACAACAACUGGCGUUCACAAUUUGUAUAAGAUGUUCCGUGAAGGUCUUCUGAAGGUUCCAGCUAUCAACGUAAAUGAUUCAGUGACUAAAAGCAAAUUCGAUAAUUUGUAUGGAUGCAGAGAAUCCUUACUCGAUGGAAUAAAAAGGGCUACGGAUAUCAUGGUCGCUGGAAAGGUCUGUGUGGUCGCCGGCUACGGAGAUGUAGGCAAAGGCUGCGCUCAAGCUUUUAAGGGAUUCGGUGGUAGAGUCAUUGUCACAGAAAUCGAUCCCAUCAAUGCUUUACAGGCAGCUAUGGAGGGAUUCCAAGUAACAACUAUGGAGGAAGCUUCUGAAGUCGGGCAGAUAUUUGUAACCACCACUGGAAACCUUGACAUCAUUACCAAAGAGCACUUCCUGAGAAUGAAAGAUGAUGCUAUUGUUUGUAACAUUGGUCACUUCGAUUGCGAAGUAGAUGUUGCCUGGUUGGAAAACAAUGCUAAGAAAGUAAACAUUAAAGCGCAAGUUGACCGCUACGAACUUGACAACGGAAAUCACAUCAUUGUUUUGGCAGCCGGACGUCUUGUUAACCUGGGAUGUGCCACAGGUCAUUCAUCGUUCGUGAUGUCGAAUUCUUUCACAAACCAGGUCUUGGCUCAAAUAGAACUUUGGACAAGACAUAAUGUAUACCCUGUCGGAGUUCACACAUUACCCAAGAAGUUAGAUGAAGAAGUAGCUGCUUUACAUUUGGACCACCUUGGUGUUAAACUUACAAAGUUGACACCGAAACAAGCAAAGUAUAUUGGUGUCCCAGUUGAAGGACCAUACAAGCCAGACCAUUACAGAUAUUAAAUACCAGUGUGAAAUAAAAAAUAAGUCAUAUACAACUCGCAUUUCUUAAAAUCACUCUAAUAUUAAAUAUUCCUUAAGAAUAUUUAUACAUGCUACCAAACAAUAUGAUUACCAAAUCAAUCAUGUUUGUAUGUUUACUCGCAGAAAACAACAAUGCUGAUCGUAAUUAAGUAAAUACAUAAUUAAAAACUAA
This is a messenger RNA of Helicoverpa zea (corn earworm), 1617 nucleotides long. It is a transcript of the gene Ahcy, whose product is annotated as adenosylhomocysteinase. Bases 132 to 1424 code for a protein of 430 amino acids. The record is from RefSeq and is a predicted model, not a curated record. Gene Ontology annotation, molecular function: adenosylhomocysteinase activity. Gene Ontology annotation, cellular component: cytosol. The transcript has 5 exons. Gene Ontology annotation, biological process: L-methionine cycle. NCBI's taxonomy places the organism in Eukaryota, Metazoa, Arthropoda, Insecta, Lepidoptera, Noctuidae.